Molecule: messenger RNA, 1551 nt
Organism: Dictyostelium discoideum AX4
Lineage: Eukaryota; Evosea; Eumycetozoa; Dictyosteliales; Dictyosteliaceae
Product: DDHD domain-containing protein
Exons: 2
Coding region: 1-1551 (516 amino acids)
Molecular function (GO): metal ion binding
Source: RefSeq, a predicted model, not a curated record
AUGGAAAAAACUGUAACAUUAGGUGAGCAAUUUUUUGGAAAAACCAAUAUAUCAUUUUCUAUAAGUUAUAUUGAUAAUAAUGGGGUUUCAAAAACAAUUGAAACAUCAUCAUUAACAUCAAAUUCAUCAACAGCACCACCAACACCAAAACCACAACCACCAUGUCCAUAUGAUCAUUUGGUAUUAGUUGUACAUGGUAUUGGGUCACAUGAUAAAAAUUGGGUAAAAACUAUUAAAAAAAUGAAUAAGAAAUUCUCAAGUAUCUUUUAUAAUAUGCAAAAUGAAAACUUUGAUAAACGUGUUAAAUUCAUAGGUACAGAAUGGCAUUCGGCAGUACACACAUCAAUGGAUGAUGAAACCUCAUUAAAAGAUGUAACACCAAAAAUUGGAAUUCCAACUGUUAGAGCAUUGAUUGAUGAUACAUUAAUGGAUUUUGUAAUGUGGGCAACACCAACAUUUGCUGAACCAAUCUAUAAAGAAGUAGCCGAUCAAUUAAAUUCUGAAUAUAGUGCAUUCAUUAAAGAAUAUCCAACGUUUAAUGGAAAAGUUUCCAUUUUAGCCCAUAGUUUGGGUAGUAUAAUUACCUAUGACAUUUUAACAAAUCAACCAUCAUCAUCAAGUAAUUCUGAUACAUCCUCCACUUGUAUACCUAAAUCAGCAUCAUCAAUUAGUAUACCCGAUGAAAAUGGUGCAGAGUGUAUUGUGCGUGGAAAUAUUGAUCUUUGGAAAAGUAUAAAUAAUUAUGAUGAUGAGAAAAAAGAGAUAUUUCAUUCAAGUUUUCAAUUUGUUGAAUUGAAUUUCCCAGUUUACAAUUAUUACAUCAUUGGUAGUCCAGUGGGUGCAUUGUUAUCCUUAAGAAAACAUAAACAAGUUCCAAUUCCCAAAUGUGAAAAUUUCUAUAACAUUAUCAAUAUAUAUGACCCAGUUAGUUUUUUAGUUGAGCCAUUAAUUGAUAAAAGAUUCAUUGGUCAAGAAAUGCAAUAUGUUCCAAAAUUCACUAAAAAACUAUCAAAAUUACCAAAGAAAUUUAGGUCAUCAAAAAAAAUUGAUGCAAUGAUUGUAAAUACUCCAAAUUCUUUAAGUACUCAUACCUCACCUUGUUUAUUAUCUGCUCAACAUCAAUUACAAAAUGUAUCAAUUGUAACACCUUCAACUAUGAUUCAACCAAUUAAUUUAAAUACAACAGCAGCAACAACAACAACUUCAAUAACAACCACAUCAACAUCAUCAACAACAACAACAACAACAAUUGAUAAUAAUACAAAUAGUAGUAUUAGUAGUGGUAAUGGUGAUGAUACUUCAUCUUCAUCUAGCGAUGAUGAAGAUGAUGAUAGUGGUGAUGGUUCAAAUUCUGGUUCAUCCUCAUCAUCGUCAGCAACAAAAUCAAAUCUUCCAUUAGCUGAUAUAUCUCAAUUCUCUGGAUGCAGAUAUGAUUAUGCAAUGAGACCUAAAUUUCAUAUCACUGAAUUUGGUCCAUGGUUGUUAACUGCUCAUUCAAGUUAUUUCCUUUCAAAAGAAGUUUUAAAUUUUAUUGGUUUAAAUUUAAAUUAA